AUGAACAACAGUUUUGUAAACAUGGCGACGAUAGGCGACUUCGACCCGCUCAACGCGUCCAUCCCGGCCACCAAAGUUGAAAUCACAGUGUCCUGCAGAAACUUGCUGGACAGGGACACCUUCUCCAAAUCAGACCCAAUAUGUGUUCUCUACACACAAGGCAUGGGCAACAAGGAGUGGAGAGAGUUUGGAAGAACAGAGGUGAUUGACAACACGCUAAACCCAGACUUCGUGCGGAAAUUCAUUUUGGACUACUUCUUCGAAGAGCGACAGAACCUCCGAUUUGACCUGUAUGAUGUCGACUCGAAGAGUGCCAACCUGUCAAAACACGAUUUUCUGGGCCAGGCCUACUGUACUCUCGGAGAGGUGGUUGGAUCAUUGGGCAGUCGCUCGGAAAAACCUCUUGGAGGCAUCCAAGGAAAGAAAUGCGGGACCAUAAUUGUGAAAGCGGAGGAGCUGAACAACUGCAGGGAAUCAGUGAUGAUGCAGUUCUGCGGCAACAAGUUGGACAAAAAGGACUUCUUCGGCAAAUCCGACCCCUUCCUGGUCUUCUACAGGAGCAAUGAGGAUGGCACGUUUACGAUCUGCCACAAGACAGAGGUGGUGAAGAAUACGUUGAACCCAGUGUGGCAGGCCUUUAAGAUCCCUGUUCGAGCUCUUUGCAAUGGCGAUUAUGACAGAACGAUCAAGGUGGAAGUGUAUGACUGGGACAGAGAUGGCAGUCAUGACUUUAUUGGAGAGUUCAGCACCAGCUACAGAGAGCUGUCCAGAGGGCAGAGCCAGUUCAACGUCUAUGAGGUGGUAAACCCAAAGAAGAAAGGGAAGAAGAAAAAAUACCUCAACUCUGGAACGGUAACGCUGCUGUCAUUCCUGGUGGACAUUGAAGUCACCUUCCUGGACUACAUCAAAGGAGGGACCCAGAUUAACUUCACCGUGGCCAUUGACUUCACAGCUUCUAAUGGUAAUCCAGCCCAGCCCACCUCCCUCCACUACAUGAGUCCGUACCAGCUGAAUGCCUACGCCAUGGCCUUGAAGGCAGUAGGAGAAAUCAUCCAGGACUACGACAGCGAUAAGAUGUUUCCCGCACUGGGGUUCGGAGCCAAGCUGCCACCUGACGGUCGGAUCUCCCACGAGUUUGCCUUGAAUGGGAACCCUCAGAACCCGUACUGUGCGGGCAUUGACGGUGUGAUGGAAGCCUACUACCAAAGUCUGAAGUCAGUUCAGCUCUACGGACCCACCAACUUCUCCCCCGUCAUCAACCAUGUGGCCAGGUAUGCAGCUUCAGUCAAAGAUGGCUCCCAGUACUUUGUGCUCCUCAUCAUCACGGAUGGCGUCAUCUCCGACAUGGCCCAGGCCAAGGAGUCUAUCGUCAAUGCGUCCUGCCUGCCAAUGUCAAUCAUUAUUGUGGGGGUCGGACCUGCAGAAUUUGAUGCCAUGGUUGAGUUAGAUGGUGAUGAAGUCAGAAUCUCAUCCAGAGGAAGAUAUGCUGAGAGGGAUAUUGUUCAGUUUGUCCCAUUCAGGGACUACAUCGACCGGACGGGGAACCACAUCCUGAGCAUGGCCCGGCUCGCCAAAGAUGUCCUGGCUGAGAUCCCCGACCAGUUCCUCUCCUACAUGAGGACCCGCGGGAUCAAGCCGUCGCCAGCGCCACCUCCCUACACUCCUCCGGGCCAACCCCUCCAAACCCAGAUAUGAGGAGCCGGGAGGAUGAAGGUUUUGGAGUCAGGGGUUACCUGAACUUUACGCCCAAAAUACUUCCAUUUCCCAAAAGCCGCUCUCCAGGCCUCGUCGUCGUGGAUCACGAUGGUCGCUGCAUGUCGGACCAGGAGAGUGUCGCCUUUGAGGACAGGAAAAGCCAAUGAGAGUCUGUUUACUUCCACUGUCGAGCAUUCCUUUUACUGUCUGGAAUUUUUUGUUUUUUUGCCUGGGAAACCUGGACAGGCUUUGGAGAGAGUUUUGGAAAAAGGCUGUUCAGAAUAGAAGCGCUGAUGAAAGGAAGGGGAGGAGAAAUGAAGGACAGCUCUUAGGAAACAUGUGAAGAGAAUGUCUCCAGACAACGCAAAGGAAUCACUUGAUCUUAAAUUAACCUUUUCUGUAAAUAGCUGGACUUCUGUAACUUCUUUCUCUUGCUCUCUCUUUUUCUCUCUUUCCAACUCACUCACUGUUUACAGUAAAUGCUAUCAAGGAUUUUUAAUGUUGAUACUUUUAUAUACACAGUUUCAAUAUGAGGCUCGAAUACUCUCUCUCUCUCUCUCUCUCUCUCUCUCUCUCUCUCUCUCUCUCUCUCUCUGUCUCUCUCUCUCUCUCUGUCUCUCUCUCUCCUGGCAUGUGUGUCAGGUAGCAGCAGUGCAGGUCCUGGUAGCCCUUCUGUACCGUACCGUACCGUGCUGUACUGUACCGUACUGUAUUCUGGUGUUUGUAUUAACCUUUUUGCAUGAGUGUAGCCUCAGUCAAGUGCAUGCAUAUAGUGGCCCUGCACUACCUCUUCUACCCAUCUGUCUGUCUGUCCGUCUGUGGGGGAUGAGUGUCUGUCUGCCUCUAUCUCCAUUUGUCUCUUCACCUUGGCUGUCUGCACUGCUCUCAGGCCUGAGAUCUGUCUCCCUUCUUUCUGUCUAUCUCUCUCUCUCUUUCUUUCCUUUCUUUUGUUCCUCUUUCUCUUCUACUAGCUGUGUUUCCAUCCAUUUAAUGGCAAGUUAUAAAGACAAGCUGAACAGAAAAUGCAUCAUUUUUAUGCUCAUCAGAUGAGGGAUGGCUUUUAUUUCAGAACAUAAUUGGCUUUAUAAAAGAUUCCUGUUCACUGCUUAACAGUUCAUUUUUCAAACAUGAAUUAUUUGUCCCAUCCUUUUUUCAUCUACUUUUCAUCUAGAACCAUCAUCGGAUCAAACAAAAGUAUUUGCCCAGUUAUUUGAUUUAUGACCAAAAAACUAAUGACAUUCCCUUAAGCCUUUGUUGUACUUGACACUGAGUGCUAAUAAGCAAAUAGGAGCAUUUUAACUCACUAAAAAUAAGAUGGUGAACAUGGUUAAUAUACCUGCUAAACAUCAGCACUGGUAUUGUAUUAGCAUUUAGUUUAGCACGGUCUCAUCCAGCUACUACCAUGGCUGUGAAUGUUGUGUUUAGUGUCAUGGGAAAUGUGAAGUCAGUGCUAAUUAGCGAGUGUUAGCAUGCUAACGCCAUAAACCAAGAUGGUGAACAUGGUAGACAUUAUAUCUGCUACACAUACGCAUGUUAACGUUGUUAGUGUGAGCUUGGUAGCAUGCUGACAUUAGCAUCUAGCUCAGUACAGCUUUGUACAAAUGUUAGCAUGGCUGUGAACUCUUAGUCUUGUAUUUUGUCCAAUAGUAGCUGUAAAUGUGUGUUAAUUAGCCAAUGUUAGCAUGCUAAAACACACUAAACCAAGAUCGUGAACAUGUAAACGUUAUAGAUGCUUAACACGGGCGUUCACAUUUUGUUGUACAUAUUCUGAGCACAUUAGCCUGCUGACAUCGGCAUUUAGCUCAGUAUAGCCUCAUACAACUGCUAGCAUGGUUGUAGAAUGUAGGCUGUAGCCAACACUAGUAACUGUUAAAAACACAUAAUGUACUUUCUUACAUUAUAAAUUCCAGUUUAUUUGCUUGAGCGAAGUAGAUGAAGAUUCAAAUUGUGCAAUUUCUGUUUUCCAACGUUUCAUGUUUUUUGAGUUGUACUUCUUUGACUUGUGAAUGGAAGCAUAGCUACUCUGUCUCUCUCUGUCUCUGUUCUCCUCCAAACUGCCUUGGCAAUAGGAUGCCCACAUGCCCAGGGGUUUUGUCUCAUCGUGUCGUCUUAACACCACAUCCCUGCCCCACGUAUAAAGCGACAGCAGCUGCUCUCAAACAAAAUACUGUUUGAGCAAAAAGAGCCCAGUGGUCAAAAAUGCAGAGAAAAACACACUUUCCCUAUGUUGGCUUUCUGUUCAGUUUAAUUUUUCUUAUUUUGGUGUAUACUUUUAUUGCACCUUUAGCUUUGAUAUAGCUUUUUAUAUGUUUGUUUUUACGAUAUGUAUUUACAUGUGCCAAUCAUGUGGAAAAGGGAUGAUCGGUGUGAUUCUUGUCAUGUCAGUAUCGAGCGAUCGUUUCUAAAUGAAGUCUAAUGAAGAAUGAGAGUUCUGUUUUUGUCACGAAUGUGAAAGGUUUGAUCAGUGUCGUGUCGAAGAAGUGUGCUUCCGUGAUGAGUGAAAAUAUGUGGCGAGUUUGCGUGUUAUAUGAAACAGCUACAUCUUUUAAAACAACUAUAGAUCAAGUUUUUGAAAAGUCUUACCUACAAUGGGGAUGCACCAACCUUUGACAAAUUAUUGGAUAGUUAGUUCACCACCCAUAAUGUCAAAGGAUAUGUAAGCAUGGCACUAAUAUUAAAGCUUACAUUAUAUUUGUUUAUCAACACUCGGAAGUCUUAAAGCAUUGACAAGCAUUUAGAUAAAACUUAAUAAUAACCAUCAUUGAGAAACUGUUAAUUUAUAGUUAAAUCAAUGGCUUAAUAAAUGCUUUAUAAAGUGAACAGUAAAAUAAGUAUUAACUAAAGUUUGAUAAUGAUGGUUAUUAUAAGGUGUUGCCAACAUUUUUCUCAAGUGGACAUGAUGUUUUCAGAUGUUACCGUCCAUUUUUAUACAUCUAACUACCAAGUUAAACCAGACAGUGUCAGUUAGUUAAUACACAGCCAUGUUGUAGUAAUCAACUGUUUAACACACAAUUUAACAACAACGGAAGUGUUAAAAAUCACAUAUUACAGCCUUUUAACAUAUGUUAAAUAUGUAUCAUUCUUUCUAUUUAUAAAGGUUCAUGUUUCCACAUUUAAACAUAACAGAUAUAAUGAAUAUUUUAUUUGGCCUCAAUUAUUAAAAAGCUCAUGACCAGCACAUCAUCCACCAACUGAUGUUUUAUAGAAUGGAGACUUUUCAAUUAACUCACUUUGUUUUAUCAACCCAGCACCAUUUACACACAUACUGUGCUCGACCAUGCUGAUUGCUGCUCUAAUGUCUCCACAUACUGCAUCAUUUUGGCCAUUUUCAGUCGAUGCCAUGUCCCUUAUCGCUCAGCUCAUUACAGAGUCUCUCCAAGUAUUCAGCGUUGUUGCGGCAGUGCCAGACACUUGUGUCAUUAUCUUGUUUCGCUACUCUGCUACAGUCUUUCACCACAUUACAUUAUCAGCAAAUGGCCUGUAGUAGCGCAGUGUGACUGUGAGUGUCAAGGUGUGAUUUGCUUGUUUUUUCAACAUGUGAAAGUUUUUUUAUUCUCAUUAUUUUAAUCAUUUUAUUGGCUUUAAUUUCCUUUUUCAGUGCACAAAUGCAAGUAAAAGAAAUGUACGGCUUAAGGGUCAGUAGAGUACAGUGGAGUGACCAAUUAUAAUUUUUAACUGACAUUUUAUAUAUUUGAAGUUAAGUUGUUUAACAUUCCCAACUUGAACUUUUCCUUUCUCGCAGUCCUUACAUCCUGUAUUGCAGCUGAGCCACAGUGCUGAUACGGCUGGACUAACUGUUAGCCGAGCCGGUGCAGUCACACUCCUGCAGCCGCCCGCUGUGUUCAAAGCGUAGCUGGACUCGUCAUUAGGACUGCAGGUCAAACUAUGGAGCUCAUUACUGCCCUGGCAGAUAUGUUACGAAACUCACAUCCUCCAAACUGUUAGCGAUCCAACACUGCGGGGGUCAGGGCUGGUUUAUUAUAGCUUUUGCUGAUUGAAAAGGCACAGUGGGGAUGUUUUUGCGAGGUGGGCCUUUCUGCUCGGAGUGGGAAGUGUUUGACGUUCAUAUUUGGUGACAGCUUCAGGGGAAUCCCUGCAAAUUUCUGUAUAUCAAGAUAAAAACAAGUGUGGUAAAACUGGAUGGCUAGGGGAUAAAGUUAAAGGGAAAAUAUGGCAAAUUACAACUUGAAUUUCAUCUAUUCUUGCUCCAGUAGCAUAGUACUGAUUAAAGUUAUCACAAAAUGACUGUUAAAAUGAAGUUUUACGGUAGUACAAGGAGAGGAGAAUCAAAUUGACUGAUAGUGUCAGUUACGCAGCAGUAUCUGUCUAAUGUUAGGUAACACUAGCCAAUGUAAGCUGCUGGUUGCACUGGAACAAGUGAAGAUGUAGUGGCAGACCUGAUUAUAUCAAGAAGAGACAUCCAUGACUUUGUGUUUCCUCCUGGACACAUUUUAGCCCAGGAUGCUGUUGUAGUGCUUGUAAGGUUCCAUAUACAAAGAGCCCAUACAGGACGCCUGUAUCAUGCCAUUUGGAUGGCUUACUACCUCCUGGUUCCACUUGUGGGAAAAUACCUACCUAUCUACCUACAUGCUCAUUUCACUAAAUUGACAGGAACAUUGUACAUUACACCUGAAAUAAUAUGGUUUUAUUGGGUAAAGGUUUGAUAUCAAUUAGUUAAUAAAGUAAUACUAUGUGAUUACCAGAUUAAUAACCAGGCAGUAACUUGGUAUCAACAUAGGGCAUAGCUGGGUUGUAUUAGACUAUAUUUUGCAUUUGGCUUUCUUUAUUCAUUAUUCAUGAAACUACCAGGACUUGUUGAUGAGUAACAAGUCACAACAUUAAUCGUAUGGUCUGUACAGCGUUACCUUGAAACAAGGCAAGAGAAAAUGAAAUUCAGUGUUAUGAUGUGCCAAUUACCAAUUUUGUCUUCUGAGAAAUUGCAUGAGGUUUUUGAAGGUUAUACACUGAUAGUAGCCAAUUAUUGUAUUAACAUUGACCUGUAUUACCUCAUUAUCAGGAAUAUCACCACAUUUGUGCCACCAUAUUACCAUUUCUUAUUAGCAGGUUAGCAUAUUGUUGCCAAAAUAUUGCUUUACUAUUACUAAAUAGUUUCCCUCAUUUAUUCCCCAAUGUGUUUCCCUGUUAUAACCCUUUGUUUUUGCCCCUUAGAGUCUAAUAUUGCACAUAUAUACCCAUAGCUAAUACCAAGCUAUUACCUAGUUAUUACUUCAGUAAUUAUGUAGUUUUACCUGUUAGCUUUAUAUUCAUCAAACUGUUACAACGUUAUCACCAAGUUACCCACCAUGUAAAAUGCUACAGAAAUAUUUAGUUGCCAAUCUGUAGUUUUUGAAAUUACAGAACUUAAAAUGAGCUGGACAUUUUUUAAACGGGGGAUUCAACCCACGUCUGAGAGAGUUGGGUUUCAAAUUAGAAUUCUUUAGUGACAUGAAUUCAGAGCUAUUACACUUGAAUUUGUUUGUUUGUUUUUUUUGGCCUGCCUUUGCUUCCAUACCUACACAUAAACAUGAUCAUAUUAUCGCUACAGUCAUUUGUGCCAGUUAUCUUCUGUUAGUCUGCUUUGGUUGAAUGGAUUUUAUUAUUAUUAUUGUUAUUAUUAUUAUUAUCAUUAUUAUGAGUGAAUGAGUGUAUGUGUGUGUACAUGCAUGUGUUUGAUAUAAAUAUAUUUUGGGUGUGCGUUCGUGAGUGUGUGUAUGUGUGUGCGUGCGCGUGUGUGCCCGUGUGGCACCUUUAUACGAGUGGUUUAAUAGACCAUGUGAGGUGUUAAGACACAUAAGAUCUUUGUUUACUAAAGCUAUCCAAAUAAUAUAUUGUAUGCUCGUCAUAUCUUCUUAACAACGUGCACUAUGUUUGCAUGUACAGUUUUACAAAGGAUGCACCAGUUCCUUUUGUUGAAAAACUGAGUGUUUUGAAAUAUAAAAAAAAAUCUAUAUGAAAAAUCUUAACUGUACAAAAAUGGCCUUAAAUCUUUCACUCGAUUUUCUUGGAAUUGUGCGAUGCCUUCUUCAGAAAAAUGAAUUGUUUAAAAAGGAAUUGAUCGUUUCUCUAUUUUGUGUCAGUGUUUCUAUUGCUUUCUAGUGGGUUUUCCUUUGCACAAGUUCAACAAUGGAAGAAAAAAAAAAGAUUAUCUUGUACUUUUUUGAAACCGUAAUUAAUCAGAGAAAGCAUGGCUGAAGUACUGAUUGUCUGAUAAUACAUAUAAUAGAUGACUAUUUCUGUAUCGAACUAUGGAUUUUUAAAUAAAUAUUCAUAUUAAACACAAAA
Molecule: messenger RNA, 7977 nt
Organism: Acanthopagrus latus (yellowfin seabream)
Lineage: Eukaryota; Metazoa; Chordata; Actinopteri; Spariformes; Sparidae
Product: copine-8
Exons: 20
Coding region: 1-1695 (564 amino acids)
Biological process (GO): cellular response to calcium ion
Cellular component (GO): plasma membrane
Molecular function (GO): calcium-dependent phospholipid binding
Source: RefSeq, a predicted model, not a curated record